CCGGCCCAGUAGCGUUUCGGGUGCUCACUUCUUCACGUUCUACUCCGACAACGGCCCACGACGGCCGGCGAACAGUUUUCGUCAUGAAUUCCGUGCAGAUUAUCUUAUCUAUUAUUUAAACCCAGCGACAAGGAAAUAAGUCUUGUUUUUAAUAUUUAUUAGCAUCUAAUUACGACGCUCGGCCUUAGGACGGCGAGUGGGUCACUGUGAUAGAAUUUGUAUUAGCCAUUUCCGCAGGGGAAAAAAAGAAAAAACACGAUGUGGCCGUCAUUAAGCAGCGUGGCUAUUUUUGCUGUCAUAGGUUUAAGCAGAUGUUACGAUAUCAAGUCGACCGUCCACGACGAGUACAUCAAAAUAGACGAGAACGUCACUCUUAUUCUGGACGUAAGCGGUGAUUUCAAGCCCAGCCAGGGAAGGAUCCACCUGUACACGGUGCACAAGGAUCUCGUUGAAAUAGUACCAGCGGAUCUGCCCCUGAACGCGAGCCCUCCUUGGCAAUUCAGCGUCAAAGCCCUGAGCCCCGGACACGAUAUCCUGACCCUGAACUACACCGGUACCGACGAAAGGAUCAAUGUUGACAACGCGUACGUACGCCUCACCUUACUCCGCUCCUACGACCUUGUCACGGCGAGUGUGGCCAUUGGGUGGAUCUACUUCGUAGCUUGGUCUGUAUCUUUCUACCCCCAGGUGUACGAGAAUUGGAAGAGGAAGAGCGUCGUAGGGCUCAAUUUCGACUUCCUGGCUCUCAACUUAAUAGGUUUUCUCCUCUACUCUUUGUACAACUGCGGACUCUACUGGAUACCCGCCAUUCAGGCGGAGUAUUUCAAUACGUACCCAAAGGGUUUGAUACCGGUCCAGCUGAACGACAUCUUCUUCUCCCUACACGCCGCGUUGUUGACUGUUUUCACGAUAUUCCAGUGUUUUAUAUACGAGAGGGGAGAGCAAGCCGUGUCAAAGGUAGCCAAGGGUAUAAUAUGUCUGUUCGCCGUCGUCCUGGGUGUCGCCAUCAUCCUAUCGUGGACGGCCUCUAUCUCUUGGCUACAGUUCCUCAACGUGUGCGGCUACAUCAAGCUCACCAUAACUCUCAUCAAGUACAUACCCCAGGCGUACAUGAACUUCAGGAGGAAGAGCACGGUUGGCUGGAGCAUAGGCAACGUCCUCCUCGACUUCACAGGGGGCGUUCUCAGCAUGGUGCAGAUGAUUAUCAACGCUGAUAACUAUGACGAUUGGAACUCGAUAUUCGGCGAUGUGACGAAAUUCGGCCUCGGGCUUUUUUCAGUUGUCUUCGACAUGUUUUUUGUGCUCCAGCACUACGUGCUCUACAGGACGGAGACGGUGUCAACGGCGAAGAAGCGCGGAAUGAGAAUAUUGCCCAAUAACUUGGCCAUCCAUAUACCCCGUGAAAUCGAAACCGAGAAGACUGGAAGCGCCCUCCCUCUUGUACCCUGAACGACGAUUUUACGAGGAAAAAACCAAAGAUGUAAAAAAAAGAGAAAAAUCAAAUUUAAAAAAAAAUAA
Cimex lectularius (bed bug) is the source of this 1518-nucleotide messenger RNA. It is a transcript of the gene Ctns, whose product is annotated as cystinosin homolog. Gene Ontology annotation, cellular component: lysosomal membrane. Gene Ontology annotation, molecular function: L-cystine transmembrane transporter activity. The record is from RefSeq and is a predicted model, not a curated record. Lineage: Eukaryota; Metazoa; Arthropoda; Insecta; Hemiptera; Cimicidae. Bases 259 to 1449 code for a protein of 396 amino acids. The transcript is spliced from 9 exons. Gene Ontology annotation, biological process: L-cystine transport.